Messenger RNA from Chrysochloris asiatica (Cape golden mole), 1059 nucleotides. It is a transcript of the gene CRELD2, whose product is annotated as cysteine-rich with EGF-like domains 2. The record is from RefSeq and is a predicted model, not a curated record. Gene Ontology annotation, molecular function: calcium ion binding. Lineage: Eukaryota; Metazoa; Chordata; Mammalia; Afrosoricida; Chrysochloridae. The transcript has 10 exons. Bases 1 to 1059 code for a protein of 352 amino acids.
AUGCGCCCGCCGCCGCCCGCCGUGCUGGGCCUCUUGCUGCUGCUACUGUCGCUGCCAGCGCCCGAGGCUGCCAAGAAGCCGACGCCCUGCGCGCUUUGCCAGAGUCUGGUGGAUAAGUUCAACCAGGGCAUGGUGGAUACAGCGAAGAAGAACUUUGGCGGUGGGAACACGGCCUGGGAAGAGAAAUCACUGUCCAAGUAUGAGUUCAGUGAGAUUCGCCUGAUGGAGAUCCUCGAGGGCUUGUGUGAUAGCAGUGACUUCGAGUGCAACCGGAUGCUGGAGGAGCAGGAGAGCCACCUGGAGGAUUGGUGGUUGCAGCUGAAGCAGCAGUUCCCGGACCUGUUUGAGUGGUUCUGCGUGAGUACGCUGAAGCUCUGCUGCUCUCCUGGGACGUAUGGGCCCAACUGUCUGGCGUGCCCUGGUGGCACCCAGAGGCCCUGCAGUGGGAACGGUCACUGUAGUGGGGACGGCAGCCGGCAGGGGGAUGGGUCCUGCAAGUGUCACAUGGGCUACCAUGGCGCGUUGUGCACCGACUGCCUGGAUGGUUACUUCAGCGCCUUGCGGAACGACUCGCACAGCGUCUGCACAGUCUGUCACGAGGCCUGCAAGACGUGCACAGGCCCUACCAGCCGGGACUGCACUGAGUGUGAGGUGGGCUGGGCCCGUGAGCAAGAUGACUGCAUCGAUGUAGAUGAGUGUGCAGAGGACACGCAGCUGUGCGGCGAGAACCAAUAUUGCAAGAAUGUCCCCAGCUCCUAUCUGUGCGAAGACUGUGACUCUACAUGUGUGGGCUGUACAGACAAAGGCCCAGACAAGUGCAUCGAAUGUGUCCCGGGCUACGCCAAGGAUGAGAGCGGCCAGUGCUCAGACAUAGAUGAAUGCUCACAGCCAGAAAAGCCAUGUGCCCGGGAAAAUGAGAAUUGCUACAAUACCCCAGGGAGCUUCGUCUGUGUGUGUCCCGACGGUUAUGAGGAGACAGACGAUGCCUGUGUGCUGACCGUGGGGGCCGAAAUGGACGAAAAAAAGCCAACACCGCCCCUACCCCAUGAAGACUUAUAA